Messenger RNA from Plenodomus lingam JN3, 3777 nucleotides. The record is from RefSeq and is a predicted model, not a curated record. Lineage: Eukaryota; Fungi; Ascomycota; Dothideomycetes; Pleosporales; Leptosphaeriaceae.
AUGGCGAUAGAGGCGGUGAAAGUAUAUGCGGCCAUAUGGCUGUUUGGUCGGGGGGUUGGGGGUGGAGGGGAGUCGGGAGGCGAGAGGUUGACGCACAGACUAGCCAAUGGAUUCGAAGCCACAAACCCACGAGUCCACGAAGCCACGAAGCCACGAAGCCCACGAAAGCCCACGAAGCUGCCGUCUACCGACCACCAGGCGAAACUUCCGGCACGGUGCAUAAUCUACUCUAGCUGCAGUGCGCUCCUCUCUCCUCCUCUUCCUCUUCCACGCCCACGUCCACGUCACACGCGCACCUACACACACGCAGCCAACCUUCGCCGCCUCACCUGGGCAGUCGCCAGUCCCUUGCCUGCUGCGCCUGCGCCCACGCUCUUGACUCCAUCGACGCGGCCGCUCCUCGCCAGACACGAGAUACCCAUAGAGGCACAACAUGGCCUGCAGUCUUCGGACAAUAUACAGCGCUCUGCAGCCGAGGCCUCGUUGAACGAUGAAUGGGUCUCCCAACGGCCCGACGUGCUCCUCAUGGGCCUGUCGGAGCAGAUCGAGCUGGCACAGGACACUUCAACACGAACUUUUGCCGCCGUCAUUUUCCGGCGCGUGUCAUCCAAGACCAAGAAGACGGCCAAUGGCACCGCCGACCUCUUCUUGACCCUUAACCAAGCUGAGCGCGAAGCGAUACGUGCCAAACUCCUGCACUGUCUUGCGAGUGAGACCGACAACUCGGUGCGAAGCAAGAUCGGAGAUGCCGUUGCAGAGCUCGCACGGCAACACACAGAUGAAGGUGAGAAAGCGUCGAAUGGACCGGAUGGGCAGUUUCUAAAUCAUCUAGGUGUCGCAUGGCCAGAACUCUUGGGAGGACUGUUUCAGGCCAGUCAGUCACCCGACCCGGCUCAGCGCGAGAACGCCUUUCGGAUCUUUUCGACCACCCCGCAGAUCAUCGAGAAGCAGCAUGAGGAUGUGGUCAUGGGCGCCUUCAAGGGCGGUUUCGGCGACAGUGAGACGGCAGUUCGCAUCUCCGCGGUGGAAGCAUUCGCACAAUUCUUCCGCUCCAUCCAGCGAAAGGUCCAGUCCAAGUACUUCUCGCUCAUUCCAGAGAUUUUGAACAUCCUCCCGCCGAUCAAGGACUCUGGAGAUGCCGAACUCCUCACAAAAGCCCUUGUCUCGCUCAUCGAAUUGGCCGAGGUUGCGCCAAAGAUGUUCAAGCCUCUGUUCAACAGCCUCGUGCAAUUCAGCAUCUCGGUCAUCCAAGAUAAAGACCUUGGCGAGACUGCCCGCCAGAAUGCGCUGGAGCUCAUGGCUACCUUUGCAGAUAAUGUGCCUGUCAUGUGCAAGAAAGACCCCAACUUCACAAGUGACAUGGUCACCCAAUGUCUGUCCCUGAUGACUGAUGUUGGCACGGAUGAUGAUGACGCGGAGGAGUGGAACGUCUCUGAAGAUCUUGAUGAAGAGAGCGACUCGAACCACGUUGCUGGAGAGCAGUGCAUGGACCGGUUGGCCAAUAAGCUUGGUGGGCAGGCGAUUCUACCACCUACAUUCAACUGGCUUCCUCGUAUGAUGACAUCGUCUGCAUGGCGAGACAGGCAUGCUGCUCUCAUGGCAAUCUCGGCCAUCUCCGAGGGCUGCCGUGAGCUGAUGGUUGGCGAACUCGACAAGGUUCUAGAUCUCGUGCUGCCGGCACUGCGCGAUCCUCACCCACGUGUGCGGUGGGCUGCAUGCAAUGCCGUUGGACAAAUGAGUACCGAUUUUGCAGGUACUAUGCAAGAAAAGUACCACCAAGUCGUCCUGUCCAAUAUCAUACCGGUCUUGGAGUCAUCGGAAGCCCGUGUGCAGGCACACGCCGCCGCCGCUCUUGUCAACUUCUGUGAGGAGGCCGAGAAAGACAUUCUUGAGCCGUACCUGGAUCAGCUGCUCAACCAUCUUCUCAUGCUUCUUCAAAGCCCUAAGCGCUUUGUUCAGGAACAGGCUCUAUCAACGAUUGCGACUGUCGCGGACUCAGCCGAAGCUGCUUUCUCCAAGUACUACGAUACCCUAAUGCCUCUUCUCUUCAAUGUUCUUCAAGAGGAACAGUCCAAGGAGUACCGGCUGCUACGCGCUAAAGCUAUGGAGUGUGCCACCCUCAUCGCUCUAGCUGUUGGUAAAGACCGCAUGGGCCCAGAUGCGUUGAACCUGGUCCAACUAUUAGGUCGCAUUCAGAACAGCGUGUCAGAUAGCGAUGACCCACAAGCCUCCUAUCUACUUCACUGCUGGGGCCGUAUGUGCCGGGUUCUUGGCCGAGAAUUCGUUCCCUUCCUCGCUGGUGUCAUUCCACCUCUCACUGAGCUUGCUGGUGCCAAGGCGGAUAUCCAACUUUUAGAUGAUGAGGAACAAGUCGCUCAGAUCCAAGACGAGGAAGGCUGGGAACUGGUGCCCCUCAAGGGCAAGGUCAUUGGCAUCAAGACUAGCGUUCUUGAUGACAAGCACAUGGCUAUCGAGCUCAUCGUCAUUUACGCCCAGGUCCUGGAAGAUGCCUUCGAGCCCUAUGUCAACGAUAUCAUGGACAAGAUUGCACUUCCCGGCCUCGCAUUCUUCUUCCACGACCCGGUUCGUGUCGCGUCCGCGAAGUGCGUUCCAGCACUCCUGAACGCCUACAAGAAAGCGCAUGGACCAGAGUCAACACAACUUGGUCAGCUGUGGGAGCGCACAGUGGAGCGUGUACUUGAGGUUCUCAGCACAGAGCCUGCCAUCGAUACCCUUGCCGAAAUGUAUCAAUGCUUUUACGAGUGUUUGGAGUGCAUUGGCCGUAAUUGUCUGACCAGCACGCACAUGAGCAGCUUCGUCGAAGCUGCUCGCGGCGUGUUAAAGGACUAUCAGCUGCGUGUUAAGGCGCGAAUCGAAGAACAGGCCGAAAACGAGGACGGCGAGGAAGCUUCGGAAGACAUGCUCUUCGCCAUCGAAGAUGACCAGAACCUCCUUUCGGAUAUGAACAAGGCUUUCCACGCUAUUUUCAAAAACAUGGGUACCUCUUUCUUGCCACACUGGGAACAACUCAUGGAGUUCUACGAGAUGGCUGUUGCCAACCAAGAUCCUACACAACGCCAAUGGGCUAUAUGCAUCUUCGACGAUGUGCUGGAGUUUGCCGGACCAGAAUCUUGGAAAUAUCACGAGCAAAUCAUUCAACCCCUCAUUGAUGGUAUGCGCGACGAUGUUCCUGCCAAUCGCCAAGCAGCCGUCUACGGAGUUGGCGUCGCCGCCCACAAGGGAGGAGAGGCAUGGUCAGACUUUGCUGCAGCAUCGUUACCAAUGCUUUUCCAGGUCGUUCAACGACCAAAUGCUCGCGCUGAAGAUGACGUGUUCGCAACAGAAAAUGCAUCAGCAGCCAUCGCGAAAAUCUUACACUACAACGCUGCCAAAGUGCAGAACUGGCAGGAGAUCGCAGCAGCGUGGAUAGAUACGCUACCCAUCACCAACGAUGAGGAAGCCACACCAUAUGCCUACGCUUUUCUAGCCCAACUAAUUGAUCAGUAUGUCCCCUCUUUGUCCUUCAACACCAGGUCCAUAUCACCGAGCGCAAAACUGACAGGCCACAGACAAAACCAAGCAGUCUUCUCCCAACCCGCCAAGAUUUUCACAUUUGUCGUCCAGGCCCUCGAAGCCGAGACCCUUCUGGGCCAAACCGCAAAUCGCGUCGUUGCAUCCGUCAAAGCGCUUAUCCAGGCCACAGGCACUAACCUCGCACAAGCUGCUGCGAGCCUGACGCCAGAGCAGCAACGCACGGCCCAAGUCUACUUUGCCUAG